UUUAUUUUAUUUACACUGUGAUGGUUAACGUUAAAACUUUAUUUACACUCUGAUGGUUAACAUUACACUGUGAGGGGGUCAGUACGGAUCACAGAUCCACUACGGAUCCGCUACAUCACUACUAGACAGGAAGUGGAGGAUUAAAAUCGUUCUGAUCCGUUUGUCUCAGGGACUGCGUACCAAGCGGCCGGCCCUUCCACCUCUACAGACUUCUGCUUCAGUACCACGAGCCGGAGCUCUGCUCCUUCCUGGACACCAAAAAGAUCACACCCGACUCCUACGCCAUCAACUGGAUGGGAAGUCUGUUUUCCAGCCACUGCCCCCCCGAUGUCACCCAGGCCUUGUGGGACUGCUACUUCCGGCAGGCCGACCCCUUCCUCAUCUUCUUCCUCAUGCUCAUCAUCCUCGUCAACGCCAAAGAGGCCAUUCUUUCACAAGAAGGAGACGGCAGAGAGGACAUCAUCAAAAUGCUGGAAGAGUCUCCUUCUCAUCUGGAAUCGGAGGACGUUGAAGAUUUGUUUUCUCUGGCUCAGCAUUACCAGAGUAAGACCCCUCUGUCUCUCAGAAAGAUGAACCAGAACCUGUUUGGUAGCAGCCUGGUGGCUCUGAAAGAGGAGGACACUGAUCUGAGUCAAGCACUGUGUCUGCCUGUAUCCGUCCCCGAGAUCCUGCAGGCCAACCAGCUGCAGCAGGUCAGUCGCUGUCUCUUCACUAAAGUCAGCCGUGUGAGGAGAAAGAAAGACGAUCAUGUGAUACUGACCGGUGCCAGAAGUGUAGUAGUUGAUAACAACAAGAGUGAAAUACCACGAUUCUCCAACAACAACAACAAAACAGUGAAUCCUAUGGACCUCAACAUGCACUCCUUUUAUUAGACAUCUGAACAUUACCAUGAAACAACAGCUAAUGUGUUUUAAGGGUAAGGAGAUCAGGAAAGUUGUGCCCCUCACCUGAAGAGUUAAGAAAAAGAGCUGUAGUACUGAAGUCUCUUAAAGCUGCAUUCUCUCUAGUGUCCACCAGG
This is a messenger RNA of Anarrhichthys ocellatus (wolf-eel), 1018 nucleotides long. Its product is annotated as TBC1 domain family member 23-like. Gene Ontology annotation, biological process: retrograde transport, endosome to Golgi; embryonic brain development. The coding region runs from base 294 to 872 and encodes 192 amino acids. The record is from RefSeq and is a predicted model, not a curated record. NCBI's taxonomy places the organism in Eukaryota, Metazoa, Chordata, Actinopteri, Perciformes, Anarhichadidae. The transcript has 5 exons. Gene Ontology annotation, cellular component: trans-Golgi network.